UCCAACGUUCUUUACGUGAAUCUCUGUAAAUUUAACCCCUUAGAUAAAUCCCUGCUUAAAACCCCACGAGCAUUCCCACAGUCACAGUUAGUCGAUCUCCAACAAACCUCCAUGGCCCUCAUGGUUUCCCUCUGCUGCUACAUUCUCUUCACCCUCCUCUCUUACUCUGCUCACUCCCGCAGCGUACCCACCACUACCUCCAAAACCACCGUGCUCGACGUCGCCGCUUCCAUCCAGGACACCCUAAACGCCGUGUCGUCUCAGUACAGUGGAGCCACUCAGUCACUGACCCAACAACACCAAACCCUCUCAGUUUCAUCCUCACUCUCUCUUCCACUACAUUCCCGAGUUUCACUCCAACAGCAUUCUCACCCGGACUACAAGUCGCUUCUUGCAGCUCGACUCGCUCGCGACUCGGCCCGAGUCAGAUCUCUCUCCACCCGGUUAGAUCUCGCGGUCAGAGGCAUUGCCACGUCGGAUCUCAAACCCGUUGAUGAGAAUUUCGGUACCCACGAGUUUGAGGGCCCCGUUGUCUCCGGGACGAGCCAAGGCAGCGGCGAGUACUUCUCCCGGGUCGGGAUCGGCAAACCGCCCAGCCAGGUCUACGUGGUGCUCGACACCGGCAGUGACGUCAGCUGGGUCCAGUGCGCCCCGUGCGCUGACUGUUACCAGCAAGCCGACCCGAUUUUCGAGCCGGCUGCCUCGGCUUCAUACGCGCCGCUGUCGUGUGAGUCCACUCGGUGCGAGUCCCUCGACGUGUUUGAAUGCCGCAACAACACGUGCCUCUACGAAGUCGCCUACGGCGACGGCUCCUACACUGUCGGCGACUUCGUGACGGAAACAAUCAGCAUCGGCGGGGAGUCCGUGAAGGACGUCGCCAUCGGAUGCGGGCACACCAAUGAGGGGCUGUUCGUCGGCGCGGCUGGCUUGCUCGGGCUCGGUGGCGGGACGUUGUCCUUUCCUUCCCAGCUCAACGCCACGUCGUUUUCCUACUGUCUCGUGAACCGUGACUCUGACUCGGCCUCGACUCUCGAGUUCAACUCGGCAAUCCCCCACAAUACCGUCACGGCUCCGUUACGGCGCAACCCCCAGCUCGACACAUUCUACUACGUCGGACUGACCGGAAUCAGCGUCAGCGGCGAGCUGAUCAAGACUCCCAACACGGCGUUCAAGAUAGACGAGAACGGCAACGGCGGAAUCAUCAUCGACUCAGGGACGGCGGUGACGAGGCUGCAGGCGGAGACCUACGACGCGCUCCGCAGCGCGUUCGUGAACGGCACGCAGGGGUUGCAGUCGACGAGCGGCGUGGCUCUGUUCGACGCGUGCUACGACUUGGCGUCAAUGAAGACGGUGGACGUGCCGGCGGUGUCGUUUCACUUCGAGGACGGGAAAGAGCUGGCGUUGCCGGCGAAGAACUACCUGAUUCCGGUGGACUCGCAGGGGACGUUCUGCUUCGCGUUCGCGCCGACGAGCGCGGGUAUGUCGAUAAUAGGGAACGUGCAGCAGCAAGGGACACGUGUUAGUUUCGACACAGCGAACUCGGUGGUUGGAUUCUCUGCGGACCAAUGCUAGGUUGUUUACGUGGGGUUUGGACUUUUGGCCACUUUGUUCUUCCUGGUUGUUUUUUU
Molecule: messenger RNA, 1628 nt
Organism: Argentina anserina (silverweed cinquefoil)
Lineage: Eukaryota; Viridiplantae; Streptophyta; Magnoliopsida; Rosales; Rosaceae
Product: protein ASPARTIC PROTEASE IN GUARD CELL 1
Exons: 1
Coding region: 112-1572 (486 amino acids)
Biological process (GO): proteolysis
Molecular function (GO): aspartic-type endopeptidase activity
Source: RefSeq, a predicted model, not a curated record